AUGGAAGGCAUGGAUAUGGGCUCUACACACAGCAUGAGCUCCUCGAGCUCUAUGAGCAUGAGCAUGGUGUUCAAAAACACCCACGACACGCCUCUUUUCUCCAAUACCUGGACUCCUUCAUCUUCGGGUAGCUUUGCAGGCACAUGUAUCUUCUUGAUUGUCCUCGCUAUCAUCGACCGAUGCCUCAUCGCCUUCAAAGCAACCAUGGAGCGCCACUGGCUCGCCACGCAUCUCAAUCGACGAUAUGUCACUGUGGCUGGCAAAAGCACCGAAGCUGGCAACAUUGACUCCGACCCGGACGCGAAGAUUGCAUCCCUUAUUACUGCACAGGGCGUUGAGGAGUCAGUCAAAGUUGUGCACAACAUCACUCAUGGGCCAACUCCCUGGCGGUUCAGUGUUGAUUUACCGCGAGCAUUGUUAUUCUUAUGCAUUGUGGGCAUAUCAUAUCUACUCAUGCUGGCUGUCAUGACUAUGAACAUCGGCUAUUUCUGCUCGGUGCUUGGAGGCGCUUUCCUCGGGGAAUUAGCGGUCGGGCGCUUCAUUCAAACUAAUGAGCACGGACACUGA
Messenger RNA from Penicillium concentricum, 567 nucleotides. RefSeq names its product copper transporter family protein. The record is from RefSeq and is a predicted model, not a curated record. NCBI's taxonomy places the organism in Eukaryota, Fungi, Ascomycota, Eurotiomycetes, Eurotiales, Aspergillaceae. The coding region runs from base 1 to 567 and encodes 188 amino acids. Gene Ontology annotation, molecular function: copper ion transmembrane transporter activity. The transcript is spliced from 2 exons. Gene Ontology annotation, biological process: intracellular copper ion homeostasis; copper ion transmembrane transport. Gene Ontology annotation, cellular component: plasma membrane.